Messenger RNA from Pelodiscus sinensis (Chinese soft-shelled turtle), 2954 nucleotides. NCBI's taxonomy places the organism in Eukaryota, Metazoa, Chordata, Testudines, Trionychidae. The record is from RefSeq and is a predicted model, not a curated record.
CUUAAAAAGGCACCAUUUUAUUUUAUUUAUUUUUUUUUACUUGUAGCCCCAUCUGUUUUGAUAUGAUUGAAGAAGCAUACAUGACGAAAUGUGGACACAGUUUCUGUUAUAAAUGUAUUCAUCAAAGUCUGGAGGAUAACAACAGAUGCCCCAAAUGUAACUAUGUUGUUGAUAACAUAGACCAUCUUUAUCCCAACUUUUUAGUGAAUGAGCUCAUCCUCAAACAGAAGCAAAGAUUUGAGGAAAAGCGAUUCAAACUGGACCAUUCAGUGAGUAGCACCAAUGGACACCGAUGGCAGAUAUUUCAAGACUUAUUGGGAACUGAUCAAGAUAAUCUUGACUUGGCAAAUGUUAACUUGAUGUUGGAGCUGCUUGUACAAAAAAAGAAGCAACUGGAGGCAGAGUCCCAUGCUGCCCAACUACAGAUCCUUAUGGAAUUCCUCAAGGUUGCCAGGAGAAAUAAAAGAGAGCAACUGGAGCAGAUCCAAAAAGAGCUAAGUGUGCUGGAAGAGGAUAUUAAACGAGUUGAGGAAAUGAGUGGGUUAUAUUCCCCAGUCAGUGAGGAUAGUACGGUGCCUCAGUUCGAAGCUCCCUCGCCUUCAAACAGUAAUAUUAUUGAUUCUACGGAGUACAGCCAGCCUCCAGGGUUCAGCGGCAGUUCUCAGACUAAAAAACAGCCGUGGUACAAUAGCACGUUGGCGUCAAGGCGGAAGAGACUCACCGCUCAUUUUGAGGACCUGGAGCAGUGCUAUUUUUCCACCAGGAUGACUCGUGUAUCAGAUGACAGCAGAACCUCGAGCCAGCUGGAUGAAUUUCAAGAGUGCCUCUCCAAGUUCACUCGCUACAAUUCGGUCCGACCUCUGGCCACGCUGUCUUAUGCAAGUGAUCUCUAUAAUGGCUCCAGCAUAGUAUCCAGUAUCGAAUUUGAUCGGGACUGUGACUAUUUUGCUAUUGCCGGGGUGACGAAGAAGAUUAAAGUCUACGAGUAUGGCACAGUCAUUCAGGACGCAGUGGACAUUCAUUACCCUGAGAAUGAAAUGACCUGUAAUUCCAAAAUCAGCUGUAUCAGCUGGAGUAGCUACCACAAGAACCUUCUAGCCAGCAGUGACUAUGAAGGCACCGUCAUCCUGUGGGAUGGGUUCACAGGACAGAGGUCAAAGGUCUACCAGGAGCAUGAGAAAAGGUGCUGGAGUGUUGACUUUAACUUGAUGGACCCCAAGCUAUUGGCUUCUGGCUCUGAUGAUGCAAAAGUGAAGCUGUGGUCUACCAACCUGGAUAAUUCAGUUGCGAGUAUUGAGGCCAAGGCUAAUGUGUGUUGCGUCAAAUUCAGCCCCUCUUCGAGAUACCAUCUGGCUUUUGGCUGUGCAGAUCACUGUGUUCACUACUAUGAUCUUCGCAACACUAAGCAGCCAAUCAUGGUGUUCAAAGGGCAUCGCAAGGCAGUCUCCUAUGCAAAGUUUGUGAGUGGGGAAGAAAUUGUCUCUGCGUCAACGGACAGCCAGCUGAAGCUGUGGAACGUAGGGAAACCUCACUGCCUGCGCUCCUUCAAGGGUCACAUCAAUGAGAAGAAUUUUGUAGGUCUGGCAUCCAACGGCGAUUACAUUGCCUGUGGAAGUGAAAAUAACUCCCUCUACCUGUACUACAAAGGCCUCUCAAAGACACUUCUGACUUUCAAAUUUGACACAGUCAAAAGCGUCCUGGACAAGGACCGGAAAGAGGACGACACAAAUGAGUUUGUCAGUGCUGUGUGCUGGAGAGCACUGCCAGAUGGGGAAUCCAACGUGCUCAUUGCUGCUAACAGUCAGGGGACAAUUAAGGUCCUGGAGCUGGUAUGAAGAGUUUUCUCUCAAGGUGUGCGGUACUUGGCCUAGCCUGACGUGCUACAGCUUUCGUCUGGGAUCCUCAGUAGGGCAAGAAACCAAAACCACCUUGAUAGUCCUCUCUACAACCAUCAUGUUUGGGGUGUUUUUUUUCCAUUUACAGACUAGGACCUUUUGAAACACUGGGAACCCCAGUGAACUGUCUACCAUCGAGGUUAACUCCACGGACUUUGGUGCUGCUGCUGGUGGUGGUGGUAUGGUUGUCUAAUUUUUAUGAUCGGGAAACAAAUCCUUUUAAAUACAGACAACAAAAAGGAAUAAAAGAUUAUUGAGCCACAAGGUGAAGCUGGAAGAUUCUCUCUCGUCGCAUAUGGGAACAGAUUUACUUGGGCAGGGAGCUAACAGGACCACCAAAGGGCUGUACUAAGGAAUCACACACUUCUGGGUCACCUGACCUGGACAUUUCUUCUAUCCCCAUGGUGGGGGCUGGGAGAGUCUCUCUCCGCCUUACCCGGACAUGGAAGCAGAUUGUUUUGAGAGCGUAAGAUGUAUGUGGUUUAGUUGUGUGUUGAUUUUUAGAUGCAUUCAGUGUUCAUGAAAAUUGCUGGGUUGAAGUCCUCCAGCUACCAACAGGAAAGUGACAGCUUCCCCCUCACCCACCCAGCACAGCUCCCCCUCCAACCUGGGGCCGGGGGGCAGGGCUGGGGAAUUGCUUGUAAGGACAGGGUCAUUCUGUCUCCAUGCCCACAAAUCUGUGGCCCCUGGGCAGCCUGCCAGCACAACAAGGGUACCAACUGUGACGUGGACAUCUGCAAACUGGACCGACUCCACCGAACUAUUUCGCUGGCCGCCAAACCGCCGUUGGCUAAUGACUUCCUGUUGCUGCUGAGCAGGGCUGGAUUUGAAUCCUUCCGCUCCUGUUCCCAAAGCCCUACUCUGCCAUCCGAUCUGCUGCGUGGCCUGUUUGUCCCCAGUCCCUAUCGCGUGUGGAAGCCAAGCAUUCUGAAUGUUGUAAUGAAGGGGGAAUUGAUCGUAAUGUGUUUCAGAGCCGUGGUACAGGAGCUUUAUUUUUAAUAACCAGGCAUACACUUAAUUGUACAUACAAAGAGGGGGAAUAAACCAUGAUGCUGAGUG